This is a messenger RNA of Aureobasidium musti, 1179 nucleotides long. The record is from the annotation of a GenBank genome assembly. NCBI's taxonomy places the organism in Eukaryota, Fungi, Ascomycota, Dothideomycetes, Dothideales, Saccotheciaceae.
AUGCCUGUCUUUGAAGAGACCGCUGAUGCGCGUCGGGACCUGAGGAUUCUACCAUCACGAGCCUUACCUUUACCACGCCUAUCACAUAAGACGCCAACGACUGAAAAUGAGCGUGAAGUCGUUGUUAUCGGUGUAAGUGUUCAAACCUGUUUUCAAUCAGCUAACACUAACAAUUCAAUACAGGCAGGGCCAAGUGGCCUUUUCCUCACUCUCUUGCUUGCCAGAUAUGGAAUCACAGGAUCUUCACUACUUUGCUUAGACUCAAAACCAGGCACUUUGAAAGCAGGACAAGCUGAUGGUCUCCAACCCCGUACACUUGAAGUCUUCCAAAGUCUUGGAAUAGGCUCAGAGAUCAUCGCCGAAGGAUGCCACAUGGAAGAAGUAGCUUUCUGGAACCCUGCAGCUGACGGCAAGAGUGGUAUCGAACGGACCUCUUUUGUGCCUGAUGUCAAUGUUCCGGCACGCUUUCCUUUUGAAGUUACUAUCCAUCAAGGACGUAUCGAGAGAAUUCUUCAAGAAAACCUCAAUCUUUACGCACCUCAGGAUACCAUCCGAAGAUCUCAUCAUUUUGUGGAUUACACAGUUGACGCAGUCAACCAUCCAGAAUACCCCGUCCUUGUGAAUUACGAGCACGAGCUUGAAGACGGUACUCGUGUCCCAGGCUCGGUCCGCACAAAGUAUCUGGUAGGAGGCGACGGUGCACAUUCAAAAGUCAGAAAAGCCAUGGGACUUUCGCUGGAAGGAGAAACAUCCGACCAUAUCUGGGGUGUUUGUGAUUUUGUCGCCGAUACAGAUUUUCCAGACAUUCGCAACCGUUCAGCGGUGCACUCUGAAGCAGGUUCCAUCAUGGUUAUUCCGAGAGAGCAGAUCGCUACUGGAGAGUAUCUUACUCGCCUCUAUGUUCAGGUUCCAGGUGACGUCGAUGCAAAAGCAGACCGUACGACAACACCUGACGACGAAAAGAAGAACUCCAGCAAGAAGAAGCGUGCUGAGGUUACUCUUGAUUACAUUUUCCAGCAGGCAAACGCGGUAUUCGCACCAUACAAGAUCAAGAUCAGGGAGNGGACUGCUCCAGACUGGUACGCUGCUUACCAGAUUGGUCAGAGAAUGACACCAAAGUUCUCUUCAAGAACGCCGGAUGGGGUCGAUAGAAUUUUCAUUGUGGGAGACGGUACGUGA